Messenger RNA from Paraglomus brasilianum, 1395 nucleotides. The record is from the annotation of a GenBank genome assembly. Lineage: Eukaryota; Fungi; Glomeromycota; Glomeromycetes; Paraglomerales; Paraglomeraceae.
AUGGCCGAUAAUAAGCCCCCAACAAAUGCAAACUCAAAAGAAGAUGUCUAUCAGUUUCUCAAAACGAUAGAGAAUUAUUCACAAUCGACUUCCAACGCAACCCCAAAUGCGAGUGGUCCAGGCGGAAGUGCCCAGGCAGCAGACACGAGAGCCGUGUUUGAGUUCCUUGAUCAAUUCUCCCAAACAAAGCCAACUGCAGCUACACCUCCAAACAGUACUGGGACAGGGACGACUGUUGCUACUGGAAAGAAAAUAGAGGGGAAUAGAACGGAAGUAAAAUCGGUACAAGCACAACUACAGCAACAGCCCUCACAAGAUCAGCAGCCUCCACAAAAACAAGCCUCUCUUACAGAAACUAUAGGAGCCGGCUGGGCGUGGAAUAACUUACUCGCAACGGCGACAACUGCAUACAAAACAGCUUCUACGGUUGUAGACUCUUCUGUCAAGGGCGCGCUUGCUACUGUUGAAACCGUACGCGCCAACGAAACUACUAAGAAAUUUGAAGAGCGUGUGAGGGAAUAUGUCAACAAAGAAGCCAUCGAAAAAAUCGGCACCGAUCUCAAAACGUUGAGCCUAUCAACACUCACAACAGUCGUUAACGUUGUAGCACCUCCAAUCGCCGAGCACGAAGUGGUUGAAGUAUGGCUUACGCACGAUAUGGUUGGUUAUGUCGGAUUGGAAUCGAUAGUUUAUCAUGCGUUUAUGAGAAUCAUGGAGCAAGUAGAAGGUGGCGAUAUUCUGGUUAGAAAAGGUAGCGAAGUCAAGCAACGGGAUGCUGUAGAUGAAGGAGGAAAAGACUUGAAUGUUUGUGAAGGAUUUGCUGAAGCGAUUGGAAUUGCAAAGGUGAACAAAUGUUGUGUUGGAGAGAAUAGAGAGGAGAUUGAAGAUUUGAAUUCUAUUUUCUUCCUUCAGUACUUUCACUUACCCGCUAUCUAUCUCCUUCAUCAGGCAAACAUUGAACAAACAAUCAAACAUCAUUUUAUUCCACAUCCAACCUCGACCUUCUUUCCCCCGGAUCACCCACCAUUGUCCCCCCUAUCACCCGAUGCUCCUCCUGUCACUACAUGUCCAGUCUUUAUGGCCAUUCAACCAACCAAAGCCUCACCCAUUCCUUCGUUGGAUGGCGAAAAUGAGAAUAAGUAUCUCUAUUACACAGUCGUACUAAACGAUCCUACUCAUCAUCUUAAUUUCUAUACAUUCUCUCAAUCACUUCCUAUAUCAUGGUUGGAGAUUCCGUAUGCAGAUAAUGAGUGGGUUGAGGAGAAGAUGAUCGAAGCUAUUCGGUUGGCAGUGACGUGUGUUGCACAGGAUUAUGUUUGGCAUCGAAUGAAAGAUGAUGAUAUUGAAAAGAAAGAUGGGGAAGUGGUAGUGAAUGAAGCGAAAGAAGGAGACUAA